UAGACAUACAUUAGCUAAGCAACAAGGUCCUUUUUAGACAGUUAAUAUUUAGUCCUUCCUGUGUAUGAAAGGAAUACACACAGGCCAUAAUCGUUCAUAACACACCAACAGUGAUUUUUAUUUUUUGAUAAAGAGAUUUCGUUAGUAAACAUUCAAGUGUUAACCAUAUGCCUUUUUAAUUUUUUUUUUUUUUGGAAAAUUUAAUUUUGUGUUAAAAAUGUUUUUAAAAUAUUAUUUAUUCGUUUGUUUAAUUUAUUUAAUAGAUUUAUCCCCACAACUGUUGGCCGAAGAUAACAAUAUUAAAUAUAAGGUCCAAGAUAAGAAUGGGAAAACAUGUAUUUUUGCUAAUUUCGAUAUUACGCUAGAAAUUGGAUACGAUGAGGAAGACAAAAACAAAAAGGUGAAAGCAGAAUUACCCGAAAAUGUGGAACAGGAAGGAGAUUGUUCAGAGUCAUUAUUGGUAUUAAAAUGGACACCUGACGACGGCGAAUCUACAACUACCACCACAAAACCAACUACAGAAGGUUCGACUGAACCAACUACAGAAGGUUCGACUGAACCAACUACAGAAGGUUCAACUGAACCAACUACAGAAGGUCCGAUGGAACCAACUACAGAAGGUCCGACUGAAUCAACUACAGAAAGCACUACUGAAUCAACUACAGAAAGUACGACUGAAUCAACUACAGAAAGUACUACUGAAUCAACUACAGAAAGUACGACUGAAUCAACUACAGAAAGCACUACUGAAUCAACUACAGAAAGUACGACUGAAUCAACUACAGAAAGCACUACUGAAUCACCUACAGAAAGUACUACUGAACCAACUACAGAGAGUACUACUGAAUCAACUACAGAAAGUACUACUGCACCAACUACAGAAAGUACGACUGAAUCAACUACAGAAAGUACUACUGAAUCAACUACAGAAAGUACUACUGAAUCAACUACAGAAAGUACUACUGCACCAACUACAGAAAGUACGACUGAAUCUACUACAGAAAGUACUACUGCACCAACUACAGAAAGUACGACUGCACCAACUACAGAAAGUACUACUGCACCAACUACAGAAAGUACGACUGAAUCAACUACAGAAAGUACUACUGAAUCAACUACAGAAAGUACUACUGCACCAACUACAGAAAGUACGACUGAAUCAACUACAGAAAGUACUACUGAAUCAACUACAGAAAGUACUACCGAAUCAACUACAGAAAGUACGACUGAAUCAACUACAGAAAGUACUACCCAAUCAACUACAGAAAGUACGACUGAAUCAACUACAGAAACAACAACUUCAGAAUCAACCACUGAAGAAAAUUCUGAAUUGAAAACAAGACAAAGAAGAUCAUUAUUAGCCGUUACUGCUGAUAAAAACGACGAUGAAAAAAAAUCAACAAUAAUGUUGUAUUUUAAGAAAAAUGAUAACAAAGAAUUCUACAUUCAUAAAAUUGAAACUAAUAUAAUACUUGAUUCAAGAAUUUUAAAGGAUGUUGAAGAUAAAGACAAAUAUUUAAAUAAAGAAGUAGUCGAUAAAGUUGAGAAUGCGGAAUUAUUCAAAACACCGGUUGGACAGAGUUACAAAUGUGAUAAAGAAAGUGAAGUUGAUGUGAAAUCAGUAGAAGAUAAAACUAAAUUGUAUUUCAAAGAUUUACAAAUUCAAGCUUUUAAUGAAGAAGACGAAGUAAAAUUCGGUGACGCCGUUGAAUGUCCUUCAUCUUCAAGUAGUCCUGCACUUGCAAUUACGAUUGGUGUAUUAGUUGGUGUCAUAGUCGUGGUUGCAAUUAUCGGUGGAAUUUAUGGUUAUCGACGAUCAAAGAGUCAAGGAUAUCAAAAGAAAUACGAAGUGCCAUAAAUCAAAAACAAUUUUGAAAAAGUACUUAAUAAAAUUUAAUAAUUUUAUUAUUAUUGUUAAGAAAAUUAUUUUAAUAUUUAUAUAAAUGUAUAUAUUUAUACGCCUGCAACUUACCCUCAAAAUGUAGUUCACAUAAGUAAUGAAAAAUUGCCUCUGAAUCGAUAGGCACUACACAACCAAUAAUCCAAAAAAAUAUGGUAAUUAUCGGGUGUAUUCGAGUGUCACUUUUGGUAAAGUCAAACCAAAAGUAUUUCGAUAAUUAAAUUAGGAUACGUUGCAGGCUUAUAACAGUUUUAAUCUAAAUAUUCUAAAUUGAAUUAAAACCUAACCUAGUUGAAUACUUAAUUUCAAUUGUAAAACCAAAAUCUUAUCGAACAUUACACGAUUAAUUGAUAAUUUCUAUUUUUCCACGUGUGGAAAACUGGCUCCAAGUGUCCUAAAUUUCAAUAUUAUUUACUUGGUAACCAAAAUUGGUUUUCUCAGAACGGUUAUGAGAGCAAAAUGUCGACCACUUGUUCACACCUUUAAAGUUCUAAAGUGCAUUUUAAGGUGUCAUAAUUGACAUAUUUUUGGAGAAUAAAGUUAUCUUCAUUUUUUGAGGCUUAAAAUUUUCAGAUUACCUGCAACUACAAGCUUGAAAUGAAGACGACUUUAUUCUCCAAAAAUAUAUCAGUACUUUACACCUUGGAGUACUUAAGAAUAUCACAGCUGUGGGCAAGUGAUCGACAUUUAGCUCUCCAGCGUUCGUUUUGGCUCAUUACGACCAAUUUUUCGAUUUAUCCAAUCAUCAGUGGAUAUAAAUGUCUUGGUUCAGGAUAUUUAAGUUAGAUGGACAGUAAUUAGAAUAAUGCCACUUUUUAUAGAAUAAUUACUGCACAUUAAUCUAUAAACUGCGAUUUUUUUCGAUAUUCACAGCCUCUGCUUGAACCAAAAGAAAUCGUUUGGUGAAAUUGAAAGUUUGA
This is a messenger RNA of Chrysoperla carnea, 2820 nucleotides long. RefSeq names its product flocculation protein FLO11-like. Gene Ontology annotation, cellular component: membrane. The transcript has 5 exons. Bases 218 to 1858 code for a protein of 546 amino acids. Lineage: Eukaryota; Metazoa; Arthropoda; Insecta; Neuroptera; Chrysopidae. The record is from RefSeq and is a predicted model, not a curated record.